Messenger RNA from Coffea eugenioides, 3274 nucleotides. Its product is annotated as nucleolin-like. Gene Ontology annotation, molecular function: mRNA binding. Bases 117 to 2627 code for a protein of 836 amino acids. Gene Ontology annotation, cellular component: nucleus. Lineage: Eukaryota; Viridiplantae; Streptophyta; Magnoliopsida; Gentianales; Rubiaceae. The transcript is spliced from 11 exons. The record is from RefSeq and is a predicted model, not a curated record.
CGAUUAGAUUAUCGAAGCUGCCUUCCCCGCUCUCCAAGUCUCUCUUAACUGUAUAGGGUUUUUGACAAUCCUCCCCCGGUAUAAACCGAUUGUAACUGUUACAAUUCAAUCAAAUUAUGAGAACUCGAAAUACAGGCGCAACACCGAAGAAGACGCCGCCGGCGAAGAAAACAUCCUUAAAAUCACAAUCCACGCCCAGCUCCGCCGAGUCCGCAGCAUUGGCUGAAGCUCCGGCGACGUCGACCUUACCACCCAAGUCCUCCGAAGCGAGACCUAGCCCCGCCCUCAAAGGACAGCAAACUAAGCCCGUCGAGACCAUAAGCGCUCCCGUAACCACCGCCCUGCCUACGCAGGAACCAGCAUCAGCAGUUGAAGGAGCAAAAGCAACGAAUGAUGGUGCUGUUCAGGUGACAGGGGAAAGUAAACCUGCUUCGGGGACGAAAACUACUAAAAGAGUUGUAAAGAGGAUCAUAAGAAGAACUGUUGCUAGACCAGCUUCUCGACUGAAGAAAAGGUCUGGGGAAGCUGAAAAUGCAAUAGCUGAUGAAUCCAAGAAGGAGAAUGAUGUCUUAGAUGCUGCAAAUAGAGGACCAGUGGCAAAGGGUGCUGAGACUGCUAAAAAUGAUGGAAUUAGCCUUGGAAAUAUUGACAGACCAGUAAUAAGCGAAGGACCAAACGUUGACAAAGUUGAGGGAGUUGAUGAGGAGAAAAUUUUUUUGCAUGUUGAAGAGUCAUUGAAGAACAAGGCAGAAGAAUCAGUCACGGAAAGUGCACCAUUUGAUCAGAAAGAACAGGGAUCGACUUCUGUAGAUUCUGAACAUUUUGAGGACGAUGUACCUACUAAACCAAAUGAGAAAGAGAAUAUGAUAGACCAACAAGAGGAGCAGGAGAAACUUAUUGAGGAUAAAGUGGAGAACAUGACUGAGGAAGAUAAAAUGGAGGAAGACCCCAAAGAAGAGAUGACUGACUUUGAUGGUCUUUUAGCAGAAGCAGAUGAUGACAGAUCAGAGGCUGAUCAAGAGAUUCAUGAUGAACUUGGCCAAGAAGAGUUUGCUGAAGAUGACAUGAUAGGGCAAGGUGAAGAAGCUUUGGAAGAGGAGCGUGCGGAACUAAAUGCUGCUGCAAAGGAGCGUAAGUUGAGGAAAGAGCUUGAGAUUUUUGUUGGUGGGUUGGAUCGUGAUGUUACCGAAGAAGAUCUUAAGAGGGUGUUUAAAUAUGCUGGAGAGGUGGUUGAUGUCCGCCUACACAAGGAUCCCUCCACCAACAAGAAUAAGGGUUAUGCAUUUGUCAGGUUUUCAACUAAGGAAGAAGCAAACCGGGCUUUGUCGGAAAUGAAAAACCCUGUUAUACGUGGGAAGCGAUGUGGGACUGCUCCAAGUGAGGACAAUGAUACGUUGUUUGUUGGCAAUAUUUGCAAUACAUGGACAAAAGAAGCUAUAAAAGACAAGCUGAAGGAGUAUGGCAUAGAAAGUGUUGAAAGCAUCACUCUUGUGGCAGAUCCCAAACACGAAGGGCUGAGUCGCGGUUUUGCAUUUCUUGAGUUUUCUUGUCAUGCAGAAGCUAUGCUGGCAUACAAGAGACUUCAAAAGCCUGAUGCUAUUUUUGGCCAUGCUGAGAGAACUGCUAAGGUGGCUUUUGCUGAACCUCUGCGUGAGCCAGACCCAGCAGUGAUGGCCCAGGUUAAAUCAGUAUUUGUUGAUGGGCUUCCUCCUUAUUGGGAUGAAGAUCGAGUUAGAGAGACAUUUAGACGUUUUGGGGAGAUUGCACGUGUAAUGCUAGCUCGUAAUAUGUCUACAGCCAAGAGGAAGGAUUUCGGGUUUGUUGAUUUCACUACACAUGAAGCUGCUGUUUCAUGCGUUGAGGAAGUAAACAACAUGGAACUGGGUGAUGGAAACUCAAAGGCAAAAGUAAGAGCAAGACUUUCAAAUCCGUUGCCUAAAACUCAGGCAGUAAAAGGCAGUAUGUCUGGAGGUUUUAGAAUAGCUCGAAGCAGUGGCGGGACUUUCCCCAGAUUUGGAAGGGGUUUUGGUCGAGGUGGUCAUGCCUUCGAUCGACCAAGCUUCCAGCAUGGCAGGGGUUUUUAUCCACGUGGACCUGGACGUGGUGGUAGAAUUGGUUCUCUAAAUGAUCGUGAACUUGAUAAUGAAUAUCCCUUGCAUGGAAGGCAAAGCUUUGCGCAUGGAGGAAGGUGGGGUUUCAGGCCUCAACAAGGAUAUAGUGGAGGUCCGCUGCCACGUCGGCCUGACAUGGAUAGAAGUAGACAUGGUGGCCAUGGUGUUCAUGAUCCACUGAGGAGGCAGCCUUUCCCUCCAGAGGAAGGAUUCAAUGAGCCAUAUUUUCGAAGACACUUUGAUGACCCCUAUUAUUAUGAUGACCCUGCCCAUGGAAUUAAACGACCGUAUUUUAUGACAGAUCAGGAUCCAGAUUAUGUGGAGCCAAGCACUCGUCGCCCUCGGUUUGAGUAUCCUGACGCUUCAGCUUCUUUUCAUGGAAGUCGUUACCGAGGUGGGUUUGAAGCUGAUCGUGGGCCUUAUCGACAAGAUUACUAUGGCUCUGAUCAUGGUGCAGGAGCAUAUCCAUCAUUUUAUGGAGGUGAUCGUCCAUAUGGACGUGGAUAUUACUAUUAGACAUGAUGAACUUUAGGUCUAGUUCGUACGGCUGCUGCUGGGAUGUGAUUCUGUUUUCUACUUUUUCCUCUCUCUCUCUCUCUCUCUCUCUCUCUCUCCCUCCCCGUUUUUGCUGUAUGAUCUGGUCUCUUGUCUCUCUACCUCUUACCAAUCCUGGUUGUCAUAUAAUAUUUGGUCUUAGAUUGUCAGCCAUUUCUCUUGGAUGGACGUUUGUAGAUACUGGUACUCAGUUUCUAAGUUGGAGACUUAAAUAGGUAUGAGCUCCUUUUUUUCUAGGUGGAAGCAGUUUGGGGAGUUAGCAGUCCAGAUGAGGAAGACACUUGCUUUCCUUGUUAGUAAUAACCCUUUUAUGGACAAAAAGUACAUGUUUUGAUUCUGUUUCAAGGGAAAUAAGUUGGGCAUGCUAUUGUCCUUUGAGGUGAUAAAGAUUCAGCUCAAGUUAUUUUGUUUAUGGUUGUUGCAUAAUGCUGCAAUGAUGAUGUUAAGUUGACAACUUGGUGGAGAUCACCUUGAUGGCAUAUUUUAGUUCAACUUGUAGGUUUUGAUUUUAUGUUUCUGUAACUCAAGUAUAGAUCUUUUCUAAGCUGUAAUUUGAGCUUAAACACUUUAUUACUAUAUUAUGGAGAAGGAAUAUAUUUUCUCUGGCA